Ceutorhynchus assimilis (cabbage seed weevil) is the source of this 1634-nucleotide messenger RNA. Lineage: Eukaryota; Metazoa; Arthropoda; Insecta; Coleoptera; Curculionidae. The record is from the annotation of a GenBank genome assembly.
CGAAUAAUAAGUGCUCGGAUAAGAAAAUUGCAUAGUAUGCGGUCAUUUUAAAUUAAGUGCUAGUGGUACUAUGACAGACCAAAACGAGGUGAUUUCUGAACUAAACCGGGCCCAAAGUUCAAAAUGGCUCAAAACUCGUCACAUCCAAAUCGGCCUACUGUUUACUUGUUGCAUGAUCAUGUUCUCCAUAAGACAAGUCCUUUCUGUAGCAAUUGUUGCUAUGACUUCAGCUGGCACUUCUAGCAAUACUAACAUACCGUACUACCAUUGGACGAAUUCCAGCAUAGUUUUGUCUGCAUUCUACUGGAGCUACGCGUGUCUGCAAUUUUUCUCUGGCAAAUUCAUAAACUUUUUCGGAACUAAAAUGCUGUUGUUUGUUGCCAUGCUCACAAAUGCUCUGACCAUGCUUCUGAUUCCAAUUAUAGCAGCUUAUCUGGGCUCGAAUGGAGUAAUGGCAAUGCGUAUCAUACAAGGCUUGUUUCAAGGCUUCUUAUUGCCGUGUAUCAGCGGAAUGAUGGGUAGAUGGAUACCGCCUACGGAAUUAUCAAUUUCGAACGCUAUCGUGUAUUCAAGUGGCUACUUUGGUCUUAUAAUAGCUACAAUAAUAACUGGGUACUUGUCAGCUUCUCCGUGGGGCUGGCCAUCAUCGUUUUAUCUAUUCGGGGUUUUGGCGUUCGCCUGGUGCCUGUUUUGGUGGUUCUAUGGCGCCGAAACACCAGCAAGUCAUUCGAAGAUCUCGAUGGAAGAACGAAAGUACAUUGAGCAUUCGUUGAGCCAGCAGAACGACCACUUGUUCGACCAAAAAUCCAUACCGUGGUUGAAAAUUUUCAAGUCGCUGCCCUAUUGGGCCAUCAUUUUAGCUUCGAUUGGCGAAUCCUGGUCCUCGACCUUCUUGUUAGCAGAACUACCUAGUUACUUGAGCUACGGCGUAGGACUUGAUAUAAAAAAUUCCAGUUUGUUUUCAUCAGUCCCUCAAAUCGCAGGCCUAAUAGGUUCCCUGUGCUUCGGCCCUAUAGCAUCGCUAAUAGCCAAAAAAGAUUGGGUAAGCACUGGAAAUUCUAGAAGAAUUUUCUACGCAAUCAGCAUGACGACUCCAGUGGCCCUUUUGGCGCUCUCGUAUAUAGAAAAUAAAACAGCUAUAGCUGCUAUUUUGAUAACAGCGUAUAUAGCUAAUUCAGCUAUAGUUUGCGCGCACUUGGUGAACCCCAUCGACUUGUCUCCCAGAUUUGCCAGUGCGCUUUCUGGCAUUUCGAACGGUUUGGGUCAGUUGGUGGCCAUCUUGGCUCCGCUGCUGGUGCAUUUUAUGGUUCCGGAUCAGACUAACAAAUCUGAGUGGAGGCACACUUUUAUACUAGCCACCUGUGUGAUGUUAUCUACGGGCGCUUUUUUCCAAAUCUUCUGCUCUGGAGAGAGGCAACCGUGGGACGACUUUAAUACUAAAUCAGUUGAAAAGGCUAAGCAUGAGAUUUAUUUACCGAAAAUUGAUGGAAAAUCAAAUAGGGCUUAUCAAGAAGAAGCUAAUAACCCAUCAAACUAAUACCAAUGCGACCGCAAUAAAAAAAAAACAAAUUGCCUUUUCAAAUGUUUUUCUAUGGCGGUUUUUGUUGACGAUGGAAAUCGAUAUCAAAUUGUCG